Thalassophryne amazonica is the source of this 342-nucleotide messenger RNA. Its product is annotated as histone H3.3-like. The coding region runs from base 1 to 342 and encodes 113 amino acids. The transcript is spliced from 2 exons. Gene Ontology annotation, molecular function: structural constituent of chromatin; DNA binding; protein heterodimerization activity. Gene Ontology annotation, cellular component: nucleosome. The record is from RefSeq and is a predicted model, not a curated record. NCBI's taxonomy places the organism in Eukaryota, Metazoa, Chordata, Actinopteri, Batrachoidiformes, Batrachoididae.
AUGGCCAGAACCAAGCAGACCGCCUGUAAAUCCACCGGAGGAAAAGCUCAGACGAAGCAGCGCACUACCAAAGCCACCCGGAAGAGCGCUCUGGCUACCGUCGGUGUGAAGAAACCUCAAUGUUACAGGCCCAGCACCGUGGCGCUGAGAGAGAUCCAGCGAUCCUCAAGCUGCCGACCAGGUAAACCUCGCUGGCUUCCCGCAGAGCAUCACAGCAGAGCUCUGAAAGCGGAGGUCGGUCUUCAAGUCCUGAGCUAUUUCUCUCACCAGGCACUGGAAGGGCACCUUGCGGAUCAGCAACUCGGUGGAUUUCUGAUCAGAGAGCUGCCCGACGCAGUUUAG